AUGGCUUACAUCCACGGUAACCCAGAGACAAUGACGAAGGCGAAUUUGGAAUACCUUGUUCAUCACAUCUUCUUGCCUACCAAACUUCCAGGCGGUGAUGACAGUUCAGCCGAGAAUGAGACGCUAUUGAUCGGCUUUGUGCUAGACUCAUUGGUCCGUUUUCUGGGAGAAGGUACCUCCGAGGAUGAAACCGCAAUCAAACCUUGCGUGGCGAUGAUCAAAGGCCUGCAAAUAUCGAAAGGCGCCCAAGGAUCCUUAAGCGCAAAUGGCGCACAGGAGGUCUUACGACAGCUCUCUUCCGAAGCCCCCGUUGCAUUGUUUCACGUCGCCGCUCAGAAUGGUGGAGUCCUCGUUCACAAAACGAUUACUUCGGUCAUUUUCGAAAUGUUCGAACUAUCCCCCGCUAACAAGGCCGUCAUGACCACGCAAGGCCGCCUAGUCCGCCAAUUUCCAGCCAAUGCGACGGAGAUACCUUGCCCCGAUUUCGAAGACGAAACAUUUCAGUCAGUCUUCACCAAAACCCUUGAGAAGAUGGGCCAUCAAACCGUCCAGGAGACAAAGCAUAAAGUCAGGAAGGCCAAACAAGAGCACGACGAAGACAGGGAGACGGUAGAUCCGCGGAUCGUCACCGAUCUCCUGCCGAGCAUGCUUCGUGGUGCCGGCAAACAAGUCAGCGUCCCC
Messenger RNA from Ilyonectria robusta, 681 nucleotides. RefSeq lists its product as uncharacterized. The transcript has 2 exons. The annotation marks the transcript as partial. The record is from RefSeq and is a predicted model, not a curated record. Lineage: Eukaryota; Fungi; Ascomycota; Sordariomycetes; Hypocreales; Nectriaceae.